AUGAUACAAUGGCUGAAAAGAUUAAGAGCUGCAUUUGGAGCCUCGUUUCUCUGGCUCGUUUGCUUGGUUUACUUCACCCAGGGUUUCAGAUCCUUUGUAUGGACGGCAGUUUCUUACCAGCUGAAAGAUAGGCUUAAGUUGUCACCCUCAUCUUCCCAAUUUGUGUUUUCAAUUGCUUUCUUCCCAUGGAGCAUUAAACCAUUAUAUGGAAUUGUGUCUGAUUGUAUUCCAAUAAAAGGAAGAAAAAGGGUUCCGUACUUAGUGAUUGCAACUGUGCUCUCUCUGGUGCCGUGGCUUAUCCUUGGCCUGAAUGCAACGUUGAGGAGUUCCAAAUGGAACCUCAUGACCUUCUUAACAGUCCAGAACCUGGGCUCAGCCAUGGCAGAUGUAGUAGUUGAUGCAAUGAUUGCUGAGGCAGUAAGACGUGAGCGGGCCACAUUUGCUGGAGACCUCCAGUCGAUAUCAUGGUUUUCAAUGGCUUUGGGCGGCAUAUGCGGGAGUUUGUCAGGAGGAUAUGCACUAACCAACUUACAGAUACAUACGAUUUUUCUUCUUUUUUCUGUACUACCAUCCAUACAGUUGUUAUCAUGUGGCUUGGUUGAGGAGAAAUCUGUUAUUGUAGAUAGUAAAGUUUUGCCCGAAUUUUAUGACUCAAGUAGUGUCGAUGGGGUGAAUGGAAAUAGUAGUUUUCUAGAUGAAGAUAGUUUCUCAGAGAAGAAACCCAAUAUCAGCAUGUUAAGGAGAAAGAAAAGUAGUAAGGGCGGCAAAAAGAAACGAGUUACUGGUAAAGGCCAGAUUGCUGAAAAAGUUGACUCGUUGCCUUCACGGUGGUUCCACUCUCUCAAAGCAGCCACUUUUAGUUUGUGCCAUGCAUUUAAACAACCACUCAUUUUGAGACCAAUGGCUUGGUUUUUCCUAGCACAUAUUUCCAUUCCAAACCUCUCGACUGUGAUGUUUUAUUAUCAGACAGAGUUUUUGAGCUUGGAAGCCUCCUUUUUGGGCACUGCACGUGUUGUGGGAUGGUUAGGCCUCAUGCUUGGAACCUUUGUAUAUAAUCAGUACUUAAAGACAAUGAAAUUAAGAAGGAUCCUCAUGUUGUCUCAUGUUGGUUUGUCUUUCUUGGGUCUCCUAGAUAUGGUUUUAGUCUCUCGAGUAAAUCUCACCUACGGAAUAUCAGAUAGAAUUAUGGUGCUUUGUGGCUCAGCUCUCAGUGAUGCAAUCAAUCAAUUCAAGUUUAUGCCAUUUCUGAUCUUAUCUGGACAGCUAUGCCCACCUGGAAUUGAAGGGACUCUGUUUGCCCUCUUUAUGUCGAUAAACAACUUAGGGUCAACAUUGGGGUCAUUUGUCGGUGCUGGGUUGGCUUCAGCUUUAAACAUCUCUUCAGGUUCUUUUGACAACCUUUCUCUGGGAAUUGCCAUUCAAGUUCUCUGCACUUUCAUUCCUGUUGGUUUUCUAUUUUUGAUACCAAAGGAAGUUACAGGGGUAUCGGCGUAG
Prunus armeniaca (apricot) is the source of this 1494-nucleotide messenger RNA. The record is from the annotation of a GenBank genome assembly. NCBI's taxonomy places the organism in Eukaryota, Viridiplantae, Streptophyta, Magnoliopsida, Rosales, Rosaceae.